AUGCACUAUUUAACAAACGUGAUCAAAGAAACGCUCCGUGUAUAUAAUUCUUCAAUUCGAGUUGGUCGAGUGACAACAAAGGACUGUAGGAUAGGAAAAUAUUUCAUUCCGAAAAAUCAGAUGAUAAAGACAGUGUUAAAUUUAUUUCAUAUGGAUGAAGAAUUGUUUCCUCAACCAAACGAGUUUAGACCGGAAAGAUUCGACGAGAAAGAAAAAGUCAACAAACCAGGUUCUUGGCUAGCGUUUGGAUAUGGACCUUACAGCUGUAUCGGAAAAAAGUUUGCCAUGAAUGAAACGAUGACUUGUGUAGCAAGACUGCUGAUGAAUUUUAAGUUUACGGUAGACGAAGAUAAACGGUGUUUUAUACGACAAAUACAAGUUACUGUGACUGCCACACCACCAGUAACAAUACGAAUUCAUAAGUUACCUCGUAACAUCGUUUCAAUAUUUUACUGCGCAUUUUUAGCACUCGUCUGA
Molecule: messenger RNA, 477 nt
Organism: Hydractinia symbiolongicarpus
Lineage: Eukaryota; Metazoa; Cnidaria; Hydrozoa; Anthoathecata; Hydractiniidae
Product: cytochrome P450 3A29-like
Exons: 2
Coding region: 1-477 (158 amino acids)
Molecular function (GO): iron ion binding; oxidoreductase activity, acting on paired donors, with incorporation or reduction of molecular oxygen; monooxygenase activity
Source: RefSeq, a predicted model, not a curated record